AUGUCGUUCGGAAAGAUCCUCUCUCUUAACACGGGCGCAACGAUCCCUCAGAUCGGGUUGGGGACGUGGCUCAGCAAGCCUAAUGAAGUCGAGAACGCCGUCGAAAUUGCCGUGCGCAACGGCUACCGCCACCUUGACCUUGCGCGGGUUUACGAGAACCAGGAUGAGGUCGGACGGGCCCUGAAGAAGGUUAUCCCGAGCGUUGUCAAGCGGGAGGACCUCUUCAUCACCUCCAAGCUUUGGAACAACGCCCAUCAGCCGAAGGAGGUUGAGAAAGCGCUCGAUGAGACCCUUGCCCAGAUCGGCACCGACUACCUUGACCUCUAUCUGAUCCACUGGCCUGUCGCCUUCCCGCCCGGCCAGGGCCUGUUCCCCAAGCACCCGAGCAAGGAAGGCGAGGUCGCGCUCGACCUCGACACCUCGCUCGUCGACACCUGGAAGGCGAUGAUCGAGCUGCCGAAGACGGGCAAGGUCCGCGCGGUCGGCGUGUCGAACUUUACCGUCGAGCAGCUCAAGGGCAUCAUCGCGGCGACGGGCGUCAAGCCCGCCGCGAACCAGAUCGAGGCGCACCCGCUACUCCCGCAGGACGACCUCGUCGCGUACUGCAAGCAGGAGGGCAUCCACCUCACGGCGUAUUCGCCGCUGGGCAACAACCUGGUCGGCAAGCCGAAGCUGACGGACUACCCCGCCGUGCAGGCGAUCGCGAAGAAGGUCGGCGCGACGCCCGCGCAGGUGCUCGUGGCAUGGGGCGUGUACCGCGGCUACUCGGUCAUCCCCAAGUCCGUCCAGGAGGAGCGCAUUAUCUCGAACUUCAAGCAGAUCGAGCUCAGCAAGGAGGACUACGAGGAGAUCACGAAGCUCGGGCAGACGCAGCACACCCGGUACGUCUUCAACAUCCCGUGCAACUACUCCCCGCGCUGGGAUAUCAACAUCUUCAACGAGCCUGAGGAGGAGAAGGCGUCGAACAAGGUUAAGAUACAGUAG
This is a messenger RNA of Gloeophyllum trabeum ATCC 11539, 984 nucleotides long. RefSeq names its product Aldo/keto reductase. The transcript is spliced from 5 exons. Gene Ontology annotation, cellular component: cytosol. Gene Ontology annotation, molecular function: aldose reductase (NADPH) activity. The coding region runs from base 1 to 984 and encodes 327 amino acids. Lineage: Eukaryota; Fungi; Basidiomycota; Agaricomycetes; Gloeophyllales; Gloeophyllaceae. The record is from RefSeq and is a predicted model, not a curated record.